Messenger RNA from Venturia canescens, 2809 nucleotides. RefSeq names its product rhomboid-4 (gene rho-4). The record is from RefSeq and is a predicted model, not a curated record. The transcript has 5 exons. Gene Ontology annotation, cellular component: membrane. Gene Ontology annotation, molecular function: calcium ion binding; serine-type endopeptidase activity. The coding region runs from base 455 to 1735 and encodes 426 amino acids. NCBI's taxonomy places the organism in Eukaryota, Metazoa, Arthropoda, Insecta, Hymenoptera, Ichneumonidae.
AUAUACAGGCGCUUAGUCUCUUAUAGUUUUAUAUGUCCGGAUCGUCCGGAUUCAGUUGUUUGGGGAGCAUCGAGCAACUCGCCGUUCGAUCAUAUUGCGGUGCGGUGAAACAAAACCGCUGCUCGCUGCUUUUGCGAAAUCGUGUUUUUUUUUUGUUUUAAUAUAUAUAUACCGUGUGUGUAUGCGUGUGUGCGUGUGUGAUUUAGUAAAAUAAUGAAUAAAUAAAUGUCUCAGCAGAUCGAGAUAUAAGCUCGAUCGCCUUCCGCGAUUACGAGCGUUCAACUUCUCCUUCGUCUUUGUUUCUUUUUUUUUAUAUUCAAAACCUCCGAUCGCGAGCGACGUGUGCACGCGCGCGCGCACGACAUUCCUCCCGCUGUGUGUCAUCGCCGCCGCGGCUCUCUCUCUCUCAUCUCUAAUAUACUCGCGUCUGCUUUUGUAUAUACCAAUAUUAUGCAUGCGGAGAAUGCGUUUUGUCAACAUUUUGCGCGGCGGAUAUGAAAAAAAAAAAAAAAAAAAAAAGCGUAAUAAUAAUUUAGAAACAAGAAAGAUGAAUACGUUUGGGGUACACAGGAUGAUGCGGCAGAUAUCGGAAAUUUCAUACGUAGGAAGCUUCAAACUGGUUAGAAUGGCAAGCGGACAGGACCAACAGUCCGGAGUGACGAUACCCCUGAGAUACAACGACGCUCAUUGGAGAGAGAUCUUUGCCAAGUACGAUUUGGACAACGACGGGCGAAUAUCUUAUCAAGAACUCAAAGCAAUGGUCCACGGAUCUACUUAUUCCAAUGAUAUUCCGGCAAGAGUGGUGAGAUUGAUGAUGGACAAAGCCGAUUUGGAUGAUUCCGGAUAUUUAGAAUUCCCUGAGUUCAUAGCUAUGAUUCAUAGAAAAGACAUGCAAGGAGUGUUUGGACAUUAUUUACAAAGAUACGUUCAUAAAAUGGUGCCUCAAAGACCGUGUGUGUCGGGGAGUGGGGGUACGCAAACGGCGCGUUACUCGAGUGACUCGCCGGACGGACAAUACGAGGAAGAAUACAGCUGUAGGCCUCCUGCUGUAGCAAUGAUAAUAAUAUCCAUUAUCGAGAUCAUUCUGUUCAUGUAUGACGCCAUAAAUCAGAAGGUGCCGACCGUCGAGGGAUCAGCCGCUACUGUUUUCAUUUAUAAUCCUUACAAGCGAUAUCAGGCCUGGAGGUAUCUGACCUACAUGUUCGUCCAUGUGGGUGCGUUCCAUUUGGUCGUGAAUCUGCUGGUCCAGGUUAUGCUGGGAAUUCCGUUGGAAAUGGUACACAAAUGGUGGCGCGUUCUUGUAAUUUAUCUAGCCGGCGUGGUUGCCGGUUCGUUGGGUACUUCCGUCUCAGAUCCGGGAGUAUUUUUGGCCGGUGCCUCGGGUGGCGUCUACGCAUUGAUAACCGCUCACGUCGCAACCAUCCUGAUGAAUUGGUCUCAAAUGGAAUUUGCCAUUCUUCAGUUGUGUGUUUUUCUCGUAAUAACGAUCGUCGAUGUUACUCAAGCAGUUUAUUAUCGAUACGUCCUCGGCACCAACGAUCAGAUCGGUUACGUGGCGCAUCUCACCGGUGCGAUUGCCGGGCUUCUCGUUGGUAUUAAUGUUCUUCGGAAUCUCGAGGUUAAAACAUGGGAAAAGGCUGUUUGGUGGGCAAGCAUAGUCACUUAUACCGCACUAAUGACCGCUGCUAUAUUGUGGAACAUUCUAUACGAUUCGUACUUUCCGCCCUCUAUGUGAUGCUCGAGCCUGCUACGGACACCGAUUCAUACAAAGUGUUCAUCAUCAACUGCCUGUGCGAUUCCCCUAGCGCACAACUUUUGUACUUGAAUUUCACAAUACACAAUCUUAUUCGUGUAAUUGGACAAGUUCUAGAUGCUAUGCAAAAGUCCCGAGAAAAAUUUUUGCGGAUAAGCCGUUUUCCCUAUCUCGCCACAAACAAACAUUUCGAAUAUCCUUUUUGUUUUUUACAUUCAAUAGAAAUUGGUGCUUGCUUGUUUCGGUUAUUUUUUUCUUUGGGUACUCAGUUGGCCUGCUUACGAAAAUCAAGUAUUCGAUGAGAUAGUAAUAUUUAUUCGCACACUUUCACCGAGAUCAUCAGAUAUUUUCCAUUUUAAUUUGGUUAAGAAAGUGCAUUUAUUUGAAUUAUUAGGCUAUUAUAUAUUAUACGGUCGGUUAUUUUGCGAAUAAAUAACGUUUUUCAAAUUGUGACACGAUUUAAUCGCCCGUACAUCGAUGUACGCAUACGCAUCCACGGUAGCAAAUUUAUAAUUUGUCUUUUAUUUUACCGAUUUAUUGACGAUACUCGUAACGGGGUCAUAAGCCAUAUGGCCCGACUGCACCAUGUAAAAUAUGGAUUAAUACCUCGGAUAAAAAUUUCGAUGUAUUUUUAUUAUAAGGAUAAACAGUAUUAAACGUUCGAUCGAGGUUAAAACGGUAGCUAUUUUUUAUUUUUUCUUUUUUUUUUCUCUCUCCAAACAAGUUUGAACCAUUGAGACGACGACUGAGUCGGGAAGGGGGGAACAAGAUAUGAAAGACUGGAUAUGCUUACGGGUUGUGUGAAACGAACGUAAAAAUUGUAGGAAUGUAUAUUUUUAUAUGAAAUAUGAAACAACGCGGUUAAAAUGUAGGCCCUCCGAUCUCUUUCUUACACGUAUAAAAGAAAAAAUAAUGUAUGCAAUCGUGCAACACGUGCCUCUCGAAUUUUGUUAUGCUUAACGUUAUAAAACGCGAUAUAUCAUACCCAUAUAAAUUAAGUAAAACAAUACCAUUGUGUAAUAAUAUCAAUAAACAAUAAUGAUGGUAUGAAAAGAA